Hemicordylus capensis (graceful crag lizard) is the source of this 10611-nucleotide messenger RNA. It is a transcript of the gene SLC5A3, whose product is annotated as solute carrier family 5 member 3. Gene Ontology annotation, molecular function: D-glucose:sodium symporter activity. Lineage: Eukaryota; Metazoa; Chordata; Lepidosauria; Squamata; Cordylidae. Bases 433 to 2580 code for a protein of 715 amino acids. The transcript has 2 exons. Gene Ontology annotation, biological process: inositol metabolic process; myo-inositol transport; transmembrane transport. The record is from RefSeq and is a predicted model, not a curated record. Gene Ontology annotation, cellular component: plasma membrane.
GUACAGCCCGGGACCACCGCACCUCAGCGCUGUCACGCCCGCAGCCUCCCCUCUCUCCUCCUCCAGGAACCCGAACUCCUCGUCCAGAGAUGCCCCGCUAUGAGCUGGCUUUGAUCCUAAAAGCCAUGCAGAGGGGUUGGUACAGUAGGCCUCACUAGACUUAGCUGCAACUAAGAAUUUCUCCUACAUCAACCAAGUUAAUGGUGAUGCUCUUGUGGAUUGGCGAAUAAAAGUGUGCGCUAAGUAUUUAAGAAGCGGAGAAAACAGUUUUUGUCUUCUCAGAGUUGUACCACAACACCUACCAUCAAGAUAGCAAACCAAUCGACAAAGAAUUUGAGCCACAGUGUUUGUAGAACUAAACUGGUUUGUCUUACUAAGGCUUGAGGUCUGUGUCCCGGACGUCGGCAUUUGGAAAUUAUUUUGUUUACAAAAAUGAGGGCGGCUUUGGAACCAGCAGACAUUGCCAUUGUGGCUCUGUAUUUUGUGCUUGUGCUAUGCAUAGGCUUUUUUGCCAUGUGGAAAUACAAUCGAAGCACUGUAAGUGGGUACUUCCUGGCAGGGCGAUCUAUGACAUGGGUAGCAAUUGGUGCUUCCUUGUUUGUGAGCAACAUCGGGAGUGAACACUUCGUUGGGCUUGCUGGAUCUGGAGCAGCAAGUGGAUUUGCUGUAGGGGCAUGGGAGUUCAAUGCCUUAAUGCUUUUGCAGCUCUUAGGAUGGAUCUUCGUUCCAGUCUACAUAUGUUCUGGAGUAUACACCAUGCCAGAAUACUUAUUCAAACGUUUUGGAGGGCAUAGAAUUCAAGUAUAUUUUGCUAUGUUGUCUCUAAUUCUGUAUAUCUUCACCAAACUUUCAGUGGAUUUGUAUUCAGGUGCAUUGUUUAUUCAAGAAUCGCUAGGCUGGAACCUUUAUUUGUCAGUUAUACUGUUGAUUGGAAUGACUGCAUUGUUGACUGUGACUGGGGGUCUUGUGGCAGUCAUCUACACAGACACUGUUCAAGCUUUGCUUAUGAUUAUUGGUGCCCUCACACUUAUGAUCAUAAGUAUUACUGAAGUUGGUGGUUUUGAAGAGGUUAAAAGAAGGUACAUGUUGGCAUCACCAAAUAUUACUUCAAUCUUGUUGACAUACAACCUUUCCAAUACAAAUUCUUGUCAUGUUGACCCAAAGCCUGAUUCAUUAAAAAUGCUGCGAGAACCAACUGAUGAAGAUGUUCCUUGGCCUGGAUUCCUUUUGGGACAGACCCCAGCUUCUGUCUGGUACUGGUGUGCUGAUCAAGUCAUUGUUCAGAGGGUUUUAGCAGCAAAAAACAUUGCUCAUGCCAAAGGAUCUACUUUAAUGGCAGGUUUUUUAAAGCUUUUACCUAUGUUCAUUAUAGUUGUUCCAGGUAUGAUUUCACGAAUACUGUUUGCAGAUGAGAUUGCAUGCAUCAAUCCAGAACACUGUAUGCAAGUCUGUGGAAGCAGAGCUGGAUGCUCUAACAUUGCCUAUCCACGUUUGGUGAUGAAGCUUGUUCCUGUUGGCCUGAGAGGACUUAUGAUGGCUGUAAUGAUUGCUGCACUCAUGAGUGAUUUGGAUUCUAUAUUUAAUAGUGCCAGUACCAUUUUCACCCUUGAUAUCUACAAGCUCCUCAUUCGUAAGAAUGCAUCAUCUAGAGAACUGUUGGUUGUAGGAAGAGUUUUUGUUACCUUCAUGGUUGUGAUAAGCAUUGCUUGGGUUCCAAUUAUAGUGGAAAUGCAAGGAGGCCAAAUGUAUCUCUAUAUACAAGAGGUGGCAGACUAUUUGACUCCACCAGUGGCUGCUCUGUUUCUCUUGGGUGUAUUUUGGAAGCGUUGUAAUGAGCAAGGAGCCUUCUAUGGUGGAGUACUUGGAUUUGUGUUGGGAGCUGUGCGAUUGAUAUUAGCAUUUAUCUAUCGUGCCCCUGAAUGUAACCAAGAGGAUACGAGGCCAGGCUUUAUCAAGAAUAUCCAUUACAUGUAUGUUGCUACUGCACUCUUUUGGAUCACUGCAAUUGUGGCUAUAACAGUAAGCCUUCUUACACCACCACCUUCAAAGGAACAAAUUCGGACCACAACAUUCUGGUCUGUGAAAAACAAGACUGCAAAAGAAUGUCCUUCAGUAGAGAAUUCAUUCAAAACACAAGAGAAGUCCAUCUUAAAAUACAGUGAAAGGCCCAAACAUAUCUCCUCAAAUGGGAAAUCUGAAGAAAAUGGUAAAAAUGAUCAGCCUGAAAAUGUCAAUCUUCUAAUUACUUGCCGAGAUGACAGCAAUCCAGUAAUUUCUGUAAGUAACUCUGAGGUUGAGACGCCUGUUGAUUGUUAUUCUAAUGGGCAAGCAGCUCUUAUGGGUGAAAAGAAGACUGAGGAAGAAACUGAGAGAAGUGAUAAACACUGGAAAUUCAUAGACUGGUUCUGUGGCUUUAAAAGCAAAAACAUGAACAAAAGAGCCAUCCAAGAAAAGGUGGAAGAAGAGACAAUUGGUCUACAAAUGCUGGAAGAGACUCCAAAAGUUAAAUUACUACUAAAUACUGGACUAUUCUGUGUGUGUUCACUUGGAAUAUUCAUGUUUGUUUAUUUCUCUUUGUGAACUAAUUAUGAUGUUUAAGAGUAUGGUCAAACAUACAGAAGUAGAUAAAAGUUUCUGAAGAAAUAUUUGUGUGUGUGUUGCAUCUCAGGCAUCUUCUAACACUAUUAUUGUAAGUCAAAUUGUUGCAACCAAUUUUUAAAAAAACAUUAGUUUUUUUAAAAAUAUCCUUGCAAUUCUGCUUGAAUGCAGAAUGUUUGGGGGAUUUAGUGAAGUACUACAAAUUGAGAAUAUACCAAAGUAAGAAAUAUUGUGUGUUAAAAGGUGGAAUGUUGAAGCAUACUAUCAAAAGUCCAGCAUAAGUGAAGAAAACAUUAGAAUAUUAACACUCUAACAAGAUUAUAACUAUACAGUUUGAAGAGUGGUCGAGAAUAUUUUUGAAUAUAAGGAGAUUUUAAAUUCUGGGAUAUCCUAAUAAAAUAAUUUCUUGCUAAUUUCUUUCCCCUCAUCCCCAGUUCUUCAAAUACCCGAUCUUGGUGUGUUUCCAACAAAAACAAGUGUUCAAAAUGAAUGUUACCUGAUUGCUGGUAUUUCAAACGGUUGCACUAAACCUGCAGCUAUUGCUUCUCCUUUCUAGAUAAAAAUGAAAAAAAGUUGAUUAUAUUUUUUAUUUUAUUUUAUAUGUUGAAGCCUCAAUAGUAAUGAAUAAAAUACGGCAUCUACACAUAAAUGUAGAUGUAAAGUUAUGUGGAGAUAAUAGUUCAGAUGGUAAAGUGGAAGAGAGGAGACUGAUUUGUUUAUUUCCUUAAAUGUGUAUGGAAACAAAAUGCAUUUCUUGAACAUGUGGAGUUUCUUCAUAUUGCAUUUUGCUUGUUAAAAACAUACUGGGUUGCAGUCUGUCUCUUCACAAUAGGUAUCAUCCAGACGGCUGCUGGCACAACACGCAAGGCAUCUUCUAGGGGUGUGCACAGUAGGGAUGUGCAUAUUCGGUGGUCCUUUUCUGGACUGCCUAUCCAGUUUGAAGGUUUGGCAAUAGAGGGGUUACCUUUAAGGAGAAGGAAGGGUGCUCUCCCCCCCCCCCGCAUUUUCCCCGCUGGUGCUGUGUCCAGAAUUGCUGGGGUGGGGUAGCAGUGUACCUCCUUGCCACCCCAGUCAGCGUCAAACUGUUUGAUGCUGACCAGAGUGGCAAGGAGGUAUGCUGCUGUCCCGCACCAGCAAUUUUGGACACAGUGCCAGCAGGAGGAACACAGUGGGCAGGGUGGGGGUGGGUGAAGGAACUUCUCUGUUCCUUAAAGGUACCCCCCCCCCGAACUGGCCAUCUGCUGGUUCAUGCACCUCCCUAGGGCACAGAUCGGUUCAUGCAGUUCCAUCGUGAACCACUCUGAACUGGAUCAAGCUGGUUCAUUGUUUCAUCCGGACCAGCCGGUUGGUCCAACAAACUGGUUCAUGGAGUGGACUGAAUCACUGCAUGCAGUCCGUGCACACCCCUAGCAUCUUCCUCACCAUCUUUUCUCUGCUGAACUUCUUGAGCUCCACCGCAAAGCUUUUCCUGUCAUUUGGGGAAACUUUAACAGUCUGAAAUGUGGCAUGGAGGUCCACUGGGGGAAGGGGAGUACCUGGAAGUGGAGCAAAGUGAUACCUCUGCUAGCAGUUCCCAUAGUAGGUUUUCAAUACUUCCCGCUCCCUUGCAGGCCCCUGUGUGGAAUCCUGCACUGUUGCCAGAGGUCCCCUGAUAUUGAACAGCCUUUGAGGGGGCUUAGGGAGCUUUUGUAGAGAGGAGGAAAGAUGGGGAAGAUGCCUUGUUCUUGCACGUGUUUACACCUGUAGUACUCAUAAUUGCUAUCCAGACUAUAUUUUGAGAGGAAAGAACCUAGUGCCUCCUUCACGCAAACAGCCUCAAAGCUUCUAUGAAGUCUGUUUUUCAAGUACAGCUGGAUGUUGAACGCAGAGUAGUGAUUUGUAUGUAACUGUUUGGAGAUUGAUAUAGAAGCAACAAAUGGCACAAGUCUGUCAAAGAGUCUGUAUUGGAAUUGGGAACAGUGCUAUUGUUCACCUCUUUUUCUGAUUAUUUUAUGUGGGUUUAUUUUUCUUGAGGGGUAGGUGAGAACAGAGAGGGAGAGGGAGACUUACCUUUGCUUCCAGAAAAGCUCCUCCCAUUUCCAAGGCAUACGUACUCUUUCAUGUUGAGGAUAAUAUAUGUUAAGGUCAUCAUGAAAACUAUUGAUUCUUAAGUAACACCGUAGUUAUCAGAUUUAAACGGAAGUAUACCAGCAUAAGUGUCCAUGGAUUGUGAACCAAGGUAGCAGUCAAGCACCAUUAUUAUGAGCAAGUUUAGAUUUCUGGGGGAGAUUGCUUUACCAGUUAUUUUCUAAUGUUGCUCAUAAUUUGCGCCUGUCUGGAGAGUUUAUCCAUCAGGAUUGGGGCAAAAGGCCCCAAUUUAGCAAGAAAUGCAUGUGCAUUCUUGCAGUUGUGAGGGCUGCUAUCUCAAAUCUAAUGAUAGAUACAUGUCUUCUCCUACUUAGUUUUAUACCUCACCACUGCUCAGCCCAGAAGAGCUCCUGCAGCAGCUUACAACAUUCUAGAAGAACUAAAAAUAGCAAAUAAUAGGCAAAUAUUAUUGGUAAUGUUGUCAUCCUUAAUCUAUUGCUCUGCAAUUUCCCCCAUAGUAUCCAUGGAACAAGUUGCUCAGUCAGGUGACCUUUUUCUUACAACAUGCUGGUAGAUUAUGUUCUACUGAACUGUUUGCUCUUAAACUUGUUUAACUGAUGUAAUUUAAAAAAUGUAAUGCACUAAAGACUAAAUGGCUUUGUUCAUGGCAAGUACAUGAAUUGAGAGCUUCCUUGUGCACUUGGCCAAGAGCCUACUAAAAUCAGUGGCUUCCAUGGCCAAAGGGAAUGAUGAUGCCAACUUUGGGGUGUGAAUAAUUACAAUUGCUGUUAAGGUGUUGCUGUCUAUUGCUGGGAUUUCCAGAGAUGGUUAUGUUGAGUGCAUUGUGAGCUGUCGUGCUGGUGGGCUAGCUCAGGGAUCUGUUGUUUGGCUCUCACCCUUCACUCCUCCCCAAGAUGCCUUGUAUAGAUUAAGCCAUGUUCUAGGCCUUACUGCCACAUUUAAAAUAGCAAUGUCUAAUACUCCCUCUAUCCUAGUCCCAACUAAGUACUUAUGCAGUAUUAUGAACGUAUAUGGCACAGUUUGUUUUGGAUUGGUUUUAAAUUAAUCUAUAAUGCAACACAGCCAUAUUUUCAGUGACAGUACAAUGCAUAUGUUCCUAAAUAUUGGACCAUUUCACAAAUUAAACACCAAUCAAAACUUUGCCACAAUGCAUAGAAAAUUUUUCGUUAACCUUUUUGGGCCUUCUGAAAAAAGCGUGCAUUCCCUAAUAGUCUGCACAUGAUAUCUAUAGCCUACAAUAUUAUCUGUCAUAUUUAGGCUGAUUUUUGAUGUCUUCUCAUGCUUUUUUUGGCAAAUGCUUACCUCUCUUUGCUUCUGGGAUUUCCUGCUACAGUAUGUUGCUAGGUUCCAACCGAGAGACUGCCUGACACAAUGUUGGAGGCAGUGAGAGAAUAUACAACUUUGUCACCUCUUCCUUGGCUAAUGCAUGCUGUGCCAGGGGAAGCUAUAGGUCUGGUUGCCACAGUUGGGAAAUGAGGGUGAGUAAAGACACUGCAGGACCAGUGAGUUGUAAGUACUGUUGCUAAAUACUGUAUCUUACUGCUGUGUCUGAAUUCUUAAAGUGACAGGCGGUCGCUCUGGGCUGGAACCUGGUAACCUUCUGCUACAUAGAUCAACAGCAGGCAUCUUAAGUGUAACUCUUAAUUCAGUGCUCCUGUGGUUGCAAGGACCAUAAUUUAAUCAGGCUUCUCAUUUUCUUUUCUUUAAAAAAAGUCCUAUUUCUUCUUCCUACUGAACAUUCCUCUUAUAACAUUUUGUAAUUAUUUUGUCUCCUUCAAAGUAAGAAAGUAAAUGUGUAGUAGCUUGUUACAGUGCCUUUUAGUAGCAAAAUAUAACCUUGUUAGGUUAGUGCAUCUCAUCUGUGAUGAAAAUACUUAGUUCUUGCUGAUUCUUUACAUUUCUACCUAUGCCAUGAUGGAGCAUUUAUAUUUUUCUAAAUCUUUCUCUUGUGUGUCUUUUUCUAGACUUAAACAGCAGGUUGUAGCCUAAGCAAACUAUUAAUGGCUGUUUAUAAUUUGUUUUGUUUUUAAAAGAAGACAUAGUAUGUAGAGCAAUUGAUAUCUCUAAAGAAUAAACAAAAUUCUGGGAGAAAGAAAUUUCCCAGAUUUGUAUGAUGCAACUUUAGCCUUGUUAAGGACAACUACAAGAAUAAUUACCCUCUAAGAAAAAUGUUUCAGCACAUAAUCUCAUUCCCAGCCAUAACAGUUAAUAGUAGACCCUGUUGGCAGUGUUGUGAACAGCUUUUAAUAAUGACCAUUUUUGAACUGUAAAAUAUUCUGGCUCUUCCCAUAAACCAUGUAAUUGAAUUGAGCAGAAUUUCUGACUUGGAUCUUAUAGAUGCCGUAUUACAAGUUAUUUGGUUACAUUCCAUAAAUAUGCCUCUAGGCCUGUGAUUUACAGUGUAGAUGGAAGGGAUUCUUGUUAGCUGUAGUGGUUUUUUGUUUUGUUUAGAGAUGUAGGUUUUCUGAAAAAUAUUGAAUUGGAAACUUUCCCACAAACAUGCAAAAUUGCUCUUCAUUUGCAUUAACACCCCCCACCCCCAAAUUGCUAUAUAAAUUUCCUGAUGUCCUAUGUGGAUUGUGAUCUGAUUUGGCUUGCUGUUUGGCAUUUAUACAGUAACAAAAUAAAACCCUACACUGUCUUUUAAUUCUUCCUCAGCAUUUCAACCACCCCACCCACCCCAGCAAUAAAACAGGACUUGAAAAAUCCUAGGCACCAGGGAGGCCUAGACAAGGAUAUUCAGAGGUGGAAUUAGUAAAUAACAUCUUUAUUUGUCCCAGACAGCCUACUUCUGUUCUACAUAUAUAACUUGUAAAAGGAAUAAAAAGAGAACAAUUUCCACCACCACCCCCAACAUCCAUCACAAAGUCCAGUACUUUCAUCAAGUGUCCGUUGUCUUGCUCCUGAAUUUUUGGGCUGGUUCCUCGAGCCAAGAAAAUUUGUCAAGGUCUGCUCUAAAGUUUUUCAAGUAGCCAGCAGGAAUUUUAGAAAUGGAAAUCCCAUGAAAAAUUUUAUGUGGAAAAACCCACAUUUCUGAUUUUGUUUUUUGGGCGAUGGAAGAUUAACAGAAAUCCAAAGGGACUAUUUCUCAUAAACUGCCACUAGGAGAGAGGAUCUAAACUUAUGGCCUCUUGAUGACCAAAGUCUAGAUACAGGAAUAGGCAAAAAUACAAAUAAUAGUUGUGAGAUUUUUUUCAGAGUUUCUGUGGCAAUUUUAUUGCCUUGCAUAUGAAUGUGACCCUUGAGCAAGUCUACUACAGACAUUCAUAACUUUGCUUAAAAUGAUUAUUUUAAAAGUUCAUUUGCAUAUUUAAAUAAACAAAAGCUUUAUCUGAAGAAAGCUAUUAUGAAGGCUUUAAUUCCCCCUCCCCCACUUGAUUCAGGGAAAAUGUAAUUAAUUCCCUUUCUUGCCAAAGUUUGGAUUUUUUGGGUUGUUUGUUACUGUUUUCCUACCCAGAAUGAUGGAAAGCCAAGUGCCCACACUACUUCUCUCAGCAUCUAAAAAAUCUGAGCAUGGUACUCCGUUGUGGCUCAUAAAUCAUCUGGCUAGUAUAAAAUACCUUUCUAAAUCAGGAGAGGAAUGGAAUGUAGGCUCUAUUGUUGAUGAAAGUUGUGGACAGAGGCAUUUGUUUGUUUACGUUGUACCGCUUUAUUUUAAAAUCCUUAUACUAUAAGGUAAACUAUGGUGUAUUGGUCUCUGUGAUUUUUCUUCUCAUAAAAUAUAUGUGCAAGAGAUUGGAAAACACUGAAUUCAUAAAUCUAGUUUUUUAAGGAAAACAUGGUGAUGUAUUUAAAAUUCAGAUAUUCAUUGUUUAUUCAGUAUACUGUAUGUUCUGUGCCCUUAAAAGUAAAUGUUUUGAAAAUAAACUAACAUUGUUACAUGUGAUAUUCUAGAUCAAAGUUGUGUGAAAUGUGUUAAAGGUUCUUUUAAGAUAAAUUGUGUAUAACUCAGUGGUUUUAAUGUGCUUUUAAUUAGCUCUAGGCUAGAAAGUAGUUCUAGAAUGUAAGUAUGUAUAAUUAGGAAUUCUAAUUUCACUGUGAGAUCUCCAAACUCUUGUUGGCAAAAUAGCUUUUCUUUCCUACAGAGCAGUUUUGGGGGGUAUUGCUUUAAAAGCAAAUGCUUUAUUUUUGUUCCAGUUUUAUGUAAUAUACAAUAUGUUACGUAGUGACAUCUGGUGACACUUCUUUUCCAUAACAUUUAUCAGCUUCACUGGGCAAAGUCAGACACUGAGCAAAUAUGGUGAUGACAUAUGACAAUUCUGUGUGUCUAAAUAUGUGCUUUUAAAUGAGGUGGAUAUAAAAAUAGUUGCUGUGCAAAAAAAAUAGUAGUCUUCUUCAAGAAGAAAGCAAAUUCUUUUCUAAUACUGCUAGAGAAAUCUUUUGUUUAUCCUCUUAGUUUUUAAGUACAGUGUUGAUGUGAUGCUGCUUUUACCUUGUAUCUUUUUAAAUAAAAGUAUUAUACAUGGUUUUUAGAUAUGCAAAGUGUGUGUUCUGCUUUUGUUGCUGUUGUACUUUAUGCCGUGUUUGUAAUUCAAUGAAUUGCUUUGGUUUUUUGAGAGACCUUAACAGCUAAAAGAUAUUGCAAAGACCAAAUGAUAUUGUGCAGCAUGUCAGAUCUUUAAACUCCACUCAAACAUUGAGCUGUAGCCAAAAGCACCAUUGAAAUCCAAUGAGAUGAGUUAGUGACUGUCAAGUCCAUUAAUUUGAAUGGAAUUUUGUCAUUGCUAACGUUCUUUGGCUACAACCCAUUUAAAAGAAAUUGAAACCAAUGAACUGACUUGCAUAAAUGAACUGACUUGAUUCCAGAGCUAGUCUCUAGUCAAGUUAAAUUAAAAAUGUCAGUGAUUUGAUAAGAAAGUACAGUCAUCUCUUGCUAACCACAGUUUUACCAACCACGGUUUUGAACAUAUGUGAAUGGGAAAUUGUGACAGGUCUUGCCAACCGAAUGUCUAUGGUUGGUAGGGUGGCUUUUUUUAGUGAUUUGGGUUUCAGCUAUUUUGGGGGUUCAGAGGUUUGAUCUGUUCAUUCCUCUUGGUGACCCUUGCUGUCCCUGAAUACCAGUUUUGGAGUAACAGAUGUGUCUGAAUACCAGUUGCAGGGGAAUAACAGCAGGAGAGAGGGCAUGCCCUCAACCCCUGCCUGUAGGCUCCCAGUGGCAGCUGGUGGGCCACUGUAUGAAACAGGAUGCUGGACUAGAUAGGCCUUGGGCCUGAUCCAGCAGGGCUGUUCUUAUGUCCCCUGCAAAUUUAAAAUGCCUUUGAGUGAUUUUGGUGGGUUAAAAUUUUUUCAAGAGGUUCGAUAUGCUCAUUCGUCUUGGUGACUCUUGGUGAUAUUACACAAUUUUUAGUGAUUUUUUUUUAAAAAAGCAUUUUUUUUGUAUUUUCCCUUUAUUUUUAGGUCUUUUUGUGGUCAUGGUUCCCCUAAAUCUCUGUUUCUCAUACACUUUAAUGCCUCACCAACUGCGAAUUUGCCAACGAGAUUUUGCUAGAACGGUACCCUAGCAGUUGGCGAGAGAUGACUGUAAACCUUAUUUGAAGCUGCUUAUAGUAGGAAUAUAGGUUUAGAAGUUUUAAGAAAACUAAUAUAUAUGAAUUGUACAUUGCUACUGUCAAUAACUACAGAUUUGUCAUAGAAAGAAUGAUCUAGUGUAUAGAAUAUUGCUAUGACUAUAGUGAAUUCUAAUGCAAAACUCAGUUUUCAUUGCUAUCCCUAUGUAUAUUGUUUGUUAUACUAUGUGCCUAUAAUUUUUUGCCUCCUACAUUAGUCUUCAGAAUAAAACUCUUAUUAGAGUAUUUGGAUAAUUACAACUGUAUUUCUUGCAGUUUACAUUCCUUUUGGAUAUGGAAUUUUGUCUGUCAAAGUUAUUUUAUGGAAAUGUUUAAACUUCUGUACAAAGUUUCAAUAAAAGUGCAAAAACUCUACACA